Molecule: messenger RNA, 643 nt
Organism: Notothenia coriiceps (black rockcod)
Lineage: Eukaryota; Metazoa; Chordata; Actinopteri; Perciformes; Nototheniidae
Product: transmembrane protein 185A
Exons: 3
Source: RefSeq, a predicted model, not a curated record
ACGUGAUUUCCGUUGGGGUAAAAAAAACAAAACACGGGCUAGCAAAAGGGCUGUAAUGAAACUGAACAGAAAAGCCCAACUACCGCCUAAAUUAACAUGUUUAGCACACAAAUGAGUCGGUGAAUCAUCAACAACAACACGGGGAACUAAUGUUUGCUAGUCAACCAGACUUUUUUACACCAUGAAUUUAAGAGGACUCUUUCAGGACUUCAAUCCCAGUAAGUUCCUGAUCUACUCGUGUCUGCUGCUGUUCUCCGUGCUGCUCUCCCUGAGGCUGGAUGGAGUCAUCCAGUGGAGCUACUGGGCCGUGUUCACCCCCAUCUGGCUGUGGAAGCUGCUGGUCAUCAUCGGGGCCUCUGUGGGCACCGGGGUCUGGGCACACAACCCCCAGUACAGGGCUGAAGGGGAGACAUGUGUGGAGUUCAAAGCCAUGCUGAUCGCGGUGGGUCUGCACGUCCUGCUGCUGAUGUUCGAGGUGUUGGUGUGCGACCGCGUGGCCAGAGGAGACUACUUCUGGCUCCUCGUCUUCAUGCCGCUCUUCUUCGUUUCGCCCGUCUCCGUGGCAGCCUGCGUUUGGGGCUUCAGACACGACCGCUCCCUCGAGGUGGGGGCUGCAUUUCAAGAUUCAAGGAUUCAAGGCUUU